CCGCUCGGCUCCGCUCCGCCCGGCCCGGCCCCGCUCGGCCCCGCUCCCUCCGGGCUGACGCAAGGCCGGGCCCGCCGGGGAGGCCGCGCCGGGCUGUCACCAGGGGGCACCGCCGCGAUCGCCGAGCACCGGGAAUCACCAUCCUGGAGGGACAACAACAACAACAACAACAGAGAGCCCCGGCCCGCGGCGCCGGCGGGCGGCGGGACCCGGCCAUGGCCCCCGGCUCCGGGCAGCGCGUCCCUGUCCUCCGGCACCGCUCGCCUGCCCCUCAGGAGCCCUAAAUCCACUACCGCGGUUUUUUAGCGUUAUUUUUUUUAUUUUUUUUUUAUUAUUCCGUUUUUUCCACUCUCUCCCCUCUCCCCCCCGCGUCCCCCCCUCGCGCCCCGGCCCCGCCGUGCCCGCACUCGCCGCGCUCCGCUCGGCCGGGCGGGCGGGCGCCGUGAGCGGAGCGGAUCGGCGCGAACAUGGCGACGGUGCCCGUCUAUUGCAUCUGCCGGCUGCCCUACGACGUGACCCGCUUCAUGAUCGAGUGCGACGCCUGCAAGGACUGGUUCCACGGCAGUUGUGUCGGUGUGGAAGAGGAAGAGGCACCAGAUAUCGACAUCUAUCAUUGCCCGAAUUGUGAGAAAACCCACGGAAAGUCGACCUUGAAAAAGAAAAGAAAUUGGCAUAAGCAUGAUACUGGCCAGACAACAGAGGUGAAGCCUGUGCAGAAUGGGAGCCAGGUCUUUAUAAAAGAGCUCCGAAGUCGGACGUUUCCCAGCGCUGAAGAUAUUGUGGUGAAGGUCCCAGGCAGCCAGCUAACACCAGAGUAUUUGGAAGAGAAUGGCUUUGCAGAGCCCAUCCUGGUGCCCAAGAAGGACGGGCUGGGCCUGGCUGUGCCCGCUCCCACCUUCUACGUCAGCGACGUCGAAAACUACGUCGGCCCGGAGCGGAGUGUUGAUGUCACUGAUGUCACCAAGCAGAAGGACUGCAAGAUGAAGCUCAAGGAAUUUGUGGAUUACUAUUACAGCACAAACAGGAAAAGAGUCCUUAAUGUCAUCAACCUGGAGUUCUCUGACACCAGGAUGUCCAGUUUUGUAGAGCCUCCUGACAUUGUAAAGAAGCUGUCCUGGGUGGAAAACUAUUGGCCUGAUGAUGCUCUGCUGGCCAAACCCAAAGUGACCAAGUACUGCCUGAUCUGUGUGAAGGACAGUUACACCGACUUCCACAUAGACUCUGGCGGAGCCUCUGCCUGGUACCACGUGCUCAAGGGAGAAAAGAUAUUUUAUCUCAUCAAACCAGCCCCUGCAAAUAUUUCUCUGUAUGAACGCUGGCAGUCAGCAGCAAACCACAGUGAGAUGUUUUUUGCAGACCAAGUGGAUAAAUGUUACAAAUGCACCGUUAAACAAGGCCAGACACUCUUCAUCCCAUCAGGUUGGAUUUAUGCAACUCUAACACCUGUAGACUGCCUGGCCUUCGCAGGACAUUUUCUACACAGUCUAAGCGUUGAAAUGCAGAUGAGGGCAUAUGAAGUAGAAAGACGGUUGAAAAUUGUCAGUCUGACCCAGUUUCCAAACUUUGAAACAGCGUGUUGGUACAUGGGGAGGCAUCUACUAGAGAAAUUCAAAGGUUUGCAUAAAGCUGGACAGCAACCUCCUGCUCAUCUACUCCAAGGAGCAAAGAUUCUCAACGGUGCUUUCAGGUCAUGGACUAAAAAACAGGCUUUAGCAGAGCAUGAAGAUGAACUACCAGAAAACUUCAAACCAGCACAACUCAUCAAGGACCUUGCCAAAGAAAUAAGAUUAAGUGAGAACGCUUCGAAAGCCAGCAAAGCAGACGUGAGUGCCAACACCACCACCGAGGAGACCUGUCCUGUGGAGAAGGAGGAGGCACCUUCACCUGUCCAAGUGACGCCUCCGCCCCCUCCCGCAGAAAAGCUCCCUAAAAAAAAGACUCCCAAAACUGUGAAAACCCCCAAACAACUCAAGCCAUCCAAACCCCCCAAACCUCCCAAGCCCCCCAAGCCCCCCAAGCCUCCCAAAACACCGAAAGUGAAGGGAGAAGGCAAAAAGAAAGGAAAGAAGGCAAAGGAGAGUCCCCCACCAGCCAUCCCCAACCUCGACUUGCUGGAGGCACACACCAAGGAGGCUCUGACCAAGAUCGAGACGCCAAAGAAGGGGAAGGCUGCAAAGAAUGUUCUAAGUGUUCCCAAUAAGGAAUCUGCAAGCAAGCAGAAUGAGGUGGAGAAAUUUGAAGUCCGAGAGCAAAAUAAAAGCAAAACAGAAGCCAAAUGGAAAUAUAAGAACAGCAAACCUGAUUCACUUCUAAAAAUGGAAGAGGAACACAAAUCAGAAAAGACACCUUUAUCAGGAAAUAAGGACAACAAAUUUACAUUCUCUUUCUCUAAUAAGAAGUUGCUUGGUUCAAAGGGAGUCAAAACCCAGCUGAAUACUAGUGUGUUUGGGUCACUGCAGAAUUUUAAGGAAGACAAAGCCAAACCUGUACGGGAUGAAUAUGAAUAUGUGUCAGAUGAUGGUGAACUAAAAAUUGAUGAGUUUCCAAUCAGAAGGAAGAAAAACACUUCAAAAAGAGAACUGCCCUUUUUAUCAGAUAAAAAAGACACCCUGCAGCACACUCCUGUUAAGAAGCCAAAGGUGGAGUCGGUACCAUACAAGAGCGAGGACUCGUCAGAUGAAGAUUUGCUUCACAUUGACACCGAGGCAAAGCCGGGACGUAAUUCCAAAGUAAAGAAAGAGAGUGGGAGUUCAGCAGGAAUUCUUGAUCUUUUGCAGGCAAGCAAGGAAGUUGGGGGUUUAGAGUAUAACACCAACAGCCAGCCACCUGCUUCCCCCAGCACCCAGGAAGCCAUCCAGGGCAUGCUCUCCAUGGCAAACCUCCAGGCCUCGGAGUCCUGCCUUCAGACGUCGUGGGGCACCAACCAGGCGAAGAACAACUCCAUCUCCACGCAAAACUCCAAAAAAACAGGCGGCGGCGGCAACAAAAACGCCGGGAAGCGGUUACUGAAGAAAAGCACAAAGAACAGCAUCGACAUCGAGGAUUACGACGAGGACCAGGACCACUUGGACGCCUGCUUUAAGGACUCGGAUUACGUUUACCCUUCUCUCGAAUCAGAUGAAGAUAAUCCAGUUUUCAAAUCCCGAUCAAAGAAAAGGAAAAGUUCAGAUGAUGCCCCUUACAGUCCAACGGCACGAGUUGGCCCCUCAGUGCCUCGACAGGACAGGCCGGUGCGAGAGGGCACGAGAGUCGCCUCCAUCGAAACCGGGCUCGCCGCUGCCGCCGCCAAGUUGUCACAGCAGGAGGAACAAAAAGGCAAGAAGAAAAAAAAUACCAAAAAGAAGCUGUCAGCCCCCAACGCAAGCAAAGCGGCUCAGGAAGGCAGCUCGCCCGAGCCGAAGCUGGAGUCACAGGCCAGCAGCCUCACAGAUCACGAGUACACCGCAGGGGCCAGCACCUUUGGGGUCGCCCAGCCUAACAGGGGAUCGCAGCCGAUGGCACCCGGUGUUUUCCUCACACAGAGGAGACCCUCUUCAUCCUCGCAGAACAAUGCCUCCGCCAAAGGGCCUUCACAUGCCGUGUGUGCCGUGGGGAUGCAGAAGUGCAGACGUUUGGAUGCAGGGAAGCGCACGAAGAAGGGGAUGGCCACGGCCAAGCAGCGGCUCGGCAAGAUCCUGAAGAUCCACCGGAAUGGGAAGCUGCUGCUCUAGUGGCUCUGGGGACACUGCCACCCAGCUCUGGGCCCCCACCACAAUAAUCCCUUUAACUUUCAGCGGUCGGACUGUACAGAAUCCUGCUAUAAAUAUUUUUUAAUAUAGAUGUCCUUUCUCAGAGUGCUGAGAGCGACUAGCCGCAAAAAGUUAAUACUAAUCUCGGCCACCGAGGAGUGUGUCGGUCCCCCCGCUCCGGCACCGGCACCGACCCGGCUCCGGGCCUUGGGCCCCCUUCCCGCCCGGCUCCGAGCAGAGCGGGCGGCCGUGGCCGGUGUGGCGGCAGAGUCGGGAGAGCGGGAAGGGGCCGCAAGGCCUCGUGGCGGGCGGGGACCGCGGGGCCGAGGCGCCGGGCUGGGAGGCGGCGGGCGCGUUUCUCAGGCACCCCUCUGCCACCCCGCCGCGUUCCCGGGCCCCCCUUUUCCUAGAAUGUAGCUUGUACAUAGCUUUUGGAAUAACCACCGCCGGGUUUUUAUACGGGGAGGGUCUCUCCGGGCGCCGCCCGCCGGUACCAGCUCUUUGCGUAACUUCUUGUACGAGGAGGGAGACAGUUAUUUUACUAGCACCUUGUGGAGUGUUUCCGUGUUUUGUGACGAUGUAAUUUAUUAAUGUUUGUAGCUUUUUAUAUUUGUACAUUUCUUAUGGGCUUUGUUUAUAUACACACAUUACCGGGGCGCGGCGCCUGCGGGGAACCAGAGCCACCCGCCGCCGUGGCACAGGGCCACCGGGGCCACCGCCAGGGCCACCGGGGCCACCGCCAGGGCCACCAGGGCCGCGCCGGCCUAGGCGUCGCGCCGGCUUUUUUUAUUAUGAUUAUGAUUAUUAUUAUUAGUAUUAUUAUUUUUUCGCGACAUGUACAUUUCUAACAAAGUUUAUCGUGGCUAUCUAUCUAUGACGGUGUUUUAUUUACCGAUUCAUAUCAAAUGCUCUUGUAUCGACUUCACGAAAAUCUUAAGUAAACCUAGAGCAAAGUUUAAAAAAAGAAGGAAAAAAAAGAAAAAAAAAAAAAAAGAAAGCAAAGUAAAACUAUUUCAGGUUUUGUACACAA
Messenger RNA from Pseudopipra pipra, 4758 nucleotides. RefSeq names its product PHD finger protein 2 (gene PHF2). The record is from RefSeq and is a predicted model, not a curated record. The transcript has 23 exons. Gene Ontology annotation, molecular function: histone demethylase activity; transcription coregulator activity. Bases 468 to 3710 code for a protein of 1080 amino acids. Gene Ontology annotation, biological process: protein demethylation; regulation of transcription by RNA polymerase II. NCBI's taxonomy places the organism in Eukaryota, Metazoa, Chordata, Aves, Passeriformes, Pipridae.